GGAGAUGCAUAUGUCAGGACGAUUGGUUCAACAUCAACCGACUGGGCGGGGUCAGAGGCCGGACAUAAAUGGGACGGUUCACACGGCACCAAAUUAAUGAAAGAGUCUGGUCUUAGUUUACCGAGAACUCUUAAGGAUAUUUUCGUCCAUCUUGCUGGCAAGAUUGGUGCGGUAUUGAUGAGGGUCAAUCUCGAUUGCCCGGCCGGGUACAUUUGCCGGUACACCACUAGAAGUCUACGUGGAUGUAAGCAACUUCGGAAAUCUUUAGAUGUGUUAGUUGAAAUCAUAAAUGCAAAG
This is a messenger RNA of Funneliformis caledonium, 297 nucleotides long. NCBI's taxonomy places the organism in Eukaryota, Fungi, Glomeromycota, Glomeromycetes, Glomerales, Glomeraceae. The record is from the annotation of a GenBank genome assembly.